Vespula pensylvanica (western yellowjacket) is the source of this 3696-nucleotide messenger RNA. Its product is annotated as 4-coumarate--CoA ligase 1-like. Gene Ontology annotation, biological process: long-chain fatty acid metabolic process; fatty-acyl-CoA biosynthetic process. The record is from RefSeq and is a predicted model, not a curated record. Gene Ontology annotation, molecular function: long-chain fatty acid-CoA ligase activity. NCBI's taxonomy places the organism in Eukaryota, Metazoa, Arthropoda, Insecta, Hymenoptera, Vespidae. The transcript has 9 exons. Bases 140 to 1768 code for a protein of 542 amino acids.
UCUACAGUCGUCAUUCACAUCACGUAGAAUAUUGUUCUGAUCGUUUUAUUUUGAAGCGUCGAGAUCAUUUCAACGAAAGAGAUAGAAAGAUACGGUAGUAUAAUAUAGUAAAUUCAUCACUGGAAAGAAGUGUACAAUCAUGGUCGCCGAUAAAUCAAUAACCAAUGCUUUUGAUUUCAUUAUAAAAGAUAAUAUAUUGAAAGGAAAAGAUGAACCUUUAUCCACGGAAUAUACGAAUGUUGGAAAAUUACUAUUGGAUAGAAUGAAGGCUAGACCCGACUUUGUCGGCCAGAUGGACAUCAUCACGGAAGAGACAUACACUUUUGCCGAAAUGUUUGAUCGGACUGUAAAAUGUGCGCUAUGGUUACGUCAACAAGGAAUAAAAAAUAAUGAUGUAGUUGCCGUAUGCGCUCCCAAUAUUAUGGAUAGUUUUGCACCAUUCUUCGCUAUUUUCUGCGUGGGAGCAACCUUUACUCCUUGGAACUCUGCAAUGGAUAUACGUGAGGCACGUUACUUUAUGAAAUUAUCCGGUGCAAAAAUUGUCUUUGCGGACGAAAAUUCGGUAAAUACGAUACUGGAAGCGGCGAAACUCGAUAAUAACAAUAUCAAGGUCGUCGUCUUUGGUAAGAUCUCCAAUGUUUUGCCCUUUUCGAAAGUACUCGAAGGUCAUAGCAAGUCCGACGUGGAGAAUUUUGAAUGUGCGCAAAUCGAUAACAUUCACGAUACAGCAGCACUUUUGUAUUCAUCCGGUACAACUGGUCUUCCUAAAGGAGUUACAAUCUCGCAUUUCGCUCUUUUGUGUAAUUUAGUCAUAAAUGUCAAUUGGGGUAUUGAAGGAAUUCCACUCUGGCUGUCAUCAUACUUUUGGAUCAGUGGAGUUUUAUUAACCUUGAAAUGUACGGUUAAUUAUUGUAAGAGAUUACUUUAUCCUAAAUUCGAAGAGGAGACGACGUGUAAAAUCAUAGAAAAGUAUAAGGUUACAUGGGUGUUUUUGUCUCCUAGCAUGAUAAAUAGAAUAUUGAAGGCGGGGUAUUUUAAGAAGUACGACGUAUCCAGUAUUACAAAAGUAUAUGUUGGCGGAGCUAUAUUUACUGCAAAAAGUCAAAUUCAGCUCCAAGAAUGCUUGCCACAUGCCGAUGUCAUACAAAUGUACGGAAUGACCGAACUUUGUGGCGUUAUAACAGCUCAAAAACCAAAUCACAAAGCAGGUACCGUUGGAACGGUAACAAGUAACGCACAACUCAAGAUCAUCGAUUUAAAAACAGGAAACGCAUUGGGUCCAGACCAGGCAGGUGAACUUUUAACAAAAUCGAUAAUGAUGACGAAGGGUUAUUACAAUAAUCCACAGGCAACCAAGGAUACGAUCGAUGCUGAUGGAUGGUUGCAUACCGGUGAUAUCGCCUAUUACGACGAGAACGGUGAACUUUUUAUACUGGAUAGACUGAAGGAAACUAUGAAGUACAGAGGUUUUCAAAUCUCGCCGUCCGAAAUUGAGAAUCUUUUGCAAUCUCAUCCGGAUGUUAUCGAGGUUGCUGUUGUUGGUGUUCCUCAUCUUGAGGACGAUGAACAUCCCAUCGCUUUUAUUAUCAAAGUUCCUGGUUCGAAGGUAUCCGAAGGAGAGCUUCGAGAAUUGGUGGAAAAAAAUAUGACGGAUAGUUAUCAUCUCCGCGGCGGUAUUAAAUUUUUGGAUAAAAUGCCGCACACACCUUCUGGAAAAAUUAGCAGGAAAGAUCUUAAAGUAAUGGCUAAAAAUUACCAGACCAAAUGAUCGUUUUCCCUGAAAUGUUUUUUUUUUAAUAGGAGGUUAGAAAUUUUCAAUUUAUGAUAAAUGGAUUCUUGUAAGAUAUGGUAAGAGAGAAUAAUAUGUAUAGAAAAUAUUUAUAAUAAUAGAGAAUGUUAUUAUUAUAAUAGAGAAUAAUAUGUAUAGAAAAUUUCAUUAUACAUAUCUCGAUAACGGUGUUUCAUCGAAGGCCAAACCUUUUAAUAGUUCCCUUGUUUGUGAAGUCCGUGUGUCAUAGACAUAGAUAUAGAUACUUGUUUUAUAGUAAGAUCAAAUAUGUUCUAUUGUCAACCGAUCACCGGACAGAGGAAUUCUAUUCACAUAAAAGAACCAUCGGAAAUGGUUGUAAUAUGAGGAAUUAUGAUAUUCCAUUUUCAAGUCUAAAGUACUUUGACUUGAAUGUGUUUCAUGUAGACACUGGGCAUGUGUAAUCUGUUCCAGAUGUAAUAAAGACUGUUACGUGCGUGAUUUGUAUUCGUAAAAUCUAUAAGUCAUUGGUUUGAUUAGACUCAUAUGUAAACUAUAUAAUCAUAUUGACUGCAUAUAAACACAUCGUAGUGUAUUCAAAUUUAUGUUUAGUCUGAUAUUUUUUUUUGUAUUUGUCUUUGUACAUAUUUAUAUUGUCUGUUUUCAUAAUUUACGUAUUGUUUUAGAACGUAUUUAAUUCCAUUCUCAUUUUCUCAAAUCUUAACUUUCGAAUAUUUUUAAUAUUUUUGCUAUAUUUUACGAUUUUUUUAAUUUUUCAGUUUGUUACUUUGGAAACAUAAAAGCAAAAGAUUACAUAAAGACAUGCGUAUUCGAUUGUUGUGUAUCCUCGUAUCGUAUUACAGUUGCAUAUCGAUGUGGAUAGAUAAAGGACAGAUAGUAUUCUCCGUAUUUAUAAGGAUAUGCGAUAUCCUUAUAAAUAAUCAACGAUAAUAAGUAAUGAUGAUAAUAUAUAACAGUAAAAUGAUACGAGAAUAUGCAACAAAUGGAUAUGCAUUUAAAAACUAGUAACACAUAAGUUAUUACUACUAUAGCGAUCUACUUAUACAGUAGCAUUGCCUCGAUAGCAAUCAAAUAAUAGUUGAAAACAAAGUUUUGAGAAGAUGUAUUAUGGCAUCUUGGGUAGGGUCCAUUUGUUAGCUCUAUUUGUUGUCGGUAACCUACUCAUUAGAUCUUCUUCACGGUACGACCUUAUUCAUUAGACCGCAACACAGAACUUCCUACCAAUCCAUUUUUAUCUCAACAUUAUGGAUAAUAAGAGAGAAUAUAUAUGAGUUUUGAAGUCUGGUUUCAUGCCGUCUAAGAUAGAGUCCGCUUGAUGCCUUACUUGAUGACGAAUCCUUGAACAAACUUGGAAAGAACAUACUCGUUAGUUAUUCAGAGAAGCCAUCUAAUACAAAAAUGCUAAACCAUGAAAAUUUGUUUGAUUUAACCGAUAAAAAAGAUCUUUACAUAUUACCAUCCUUUUUUUUUCAAUAUUACGGGACUUUAUCAUUUUUCGCUCGAAGCGUGUGUGAUUUCAUUGACAGGUAUAAAUAAAAUAUGAACUAUAAGUGGACAAGCUGAGACCAUUGUCCUCACCAUACAUUUAUCGUAUCAAUGUAUAAGCUUGUUUGGUUAUACCUCUCACAGGCGUACAUAACAAUUGGUUUACGUGGUUAGAGUAGUUGUGUUAGUAGGGUGUGAACUUAACUUUUUAAUCUUUCAUAUUUCUAUCAUUUUUGAUGGUCGCAAUGACCCGUGCUAGAUAUGACAUCAGCACGUAUUUGUUUUACAACAAAUGCAUAGAAAAUAAUAAAUAUAAUUGAUACAUAUUAUACUUAGUAUAUAAAUUUUUAUAAAAAACAAGAUUCCUGUCAAAAGUAAUUAGUGAAUUCUUAUAUAUUAUAUUAUUUUAAUAUAAAUUAAAACAUGAGUUUAUUUCCACUAUC